Molecule: messenger RNA, 708 nt
Organism: Populus euphratica (Euphrates poplar)
Lineage: Eukaryota; Viridiplantae; Streptophyta; Magnoliopsida; Malpighiales; Salicaceae
Product: 60S ribosomal protein L19-1-like
Exons: 3
Coding region: 85-693 (202 amino acids)
Biological process (GO): translation
Cellular component (GO): cytosolic large ribosomal subunit; ribosome
Molecular function (GO): structural constituent of ribosome; RNA binding
Source: RefSeq, a predicted model, not a curated record
UGAAACAAGGUAGGGCUGGCGAGCUAUAAACAGCCGCUUCCUCUCAGCUGCCGAGUGUGAGAAAAACCGAGAGGGAGAGAAAAGAUGGUGUCGUUGAAGCUCCAGAAGCGGCUUUCCGCUAGCGUUCUCAAGUGCGGGAAGGGCAAGGUUUGGCUUGAUCCAAAUGAAGUCAACGAAAUCUCCAUGGCCAACUCUCGUCAAAACAUUAGGAAGCUGGUUAAGGAUGGUUUCAUCAUCAGGAAGCCAACAAAGAUUCACUCUCGCUCUCGUGCCCGUCGCAUGAAGGAAGCCAAGAGAAAGGGAAGACACUCUGGAUAUGGUAAGCGCAAGGGUACAAGGGAGGCUAGGCUGCCAACUAAGGUUCUCUGGAUGAGAAGAAUGCGUGUCCUCAGGCGCUUGCUCCGUAAGUACAGGGAGUCAAAGAAGAUUGACAAGCACAUGUACCAUGACAUGUACAUGAAGGUGAAGGGUAAUGUCUUCAAGAAUAAGAGAGUUCUUAUGGAGAGCAUUCACAAGUCAAAGGCUGAGAAAGCAAGAGAGAAGACUUUGUCUGACCAGUUUGAGGCUAAGAGGGCAAAGAACAAGGCCAGCAGAGAAAGGAAAUUUGCCAGGAGGGAGGAACGGUUAGCCCAGGUAAGAUAUUUAGCAUUGGAUGUGAAUUACUCAUUGCUAGAAAUUUUAUUUUUGUUAUGAUUUAUUUUGUAGGGC